AUACGCAUGAUUGAUUGAUAUAUUUAGAUCUAAUAGGUUUUUUUAGCAGCAUGAAACCACUGUCCAUAUACUGUAAUCACGUUACUCCAGCAGCAACACUGACUGGUGGGAUACAGUUACCUUGAAUAUCUAUUCCCUCUUUCCCUUCCAUCGUCCGUCAGUCCCCGCCGUUGAUCUAAUUCUGUCAGAGCCGGUAGAGGGAGGGGGCAGCCUGCUCUAUCUACAACCAUUGCUCCAAACCAGUGACCACCUUAACUUGGUCUCUGUCUGUCUCCCCUGCCUCAUCCACUGGGACGGAAGUCAACUCUCUUUGGACCAGCCCGCAAUUGGACCCAUGAAACUUUUUUUUUCGACUUCUGGAACAAGAAAGGAAAAUGCACAUUAAAGUACUGAGAAUGGAAAAAGAGGUGUAGAGUUUCCAGAGGGGGGGGGGGGUCCGGAUUUUCCACAUAUCCUCAGCACCAGCCAUACACGAGACGUUGCUAGGUUGGAAUUAAACACUGGGAUUAAAUCGCGCAGAGGAGUUGAGGAUCUACCAAGAGUAUUUGUUUUCAUGGCAACUUAAUCUGCACAAAGGAUUUACUGUUGGAAUUUUACUUUGAAACUAUGACUGAAACAGUUGAAGCGCGGUCGUCGACCACCACCAUGGUCAUCGACGGUAAGCAUGUAGACGCCGGGUCGGCGUCUUCACGAGGACACAAGAAAACUUUUUCAGAUGACCUCCACUCUACCUUCAGCUCCCCACUAGCCUGGAUCUUGGUUCUGGCUCUCAUCAUUACAUGGUCUUGUGUUUUUGUCAUCAUGUUUGAUCUGAUGGACUACAAGACCGUUUCAGGUCGCCCACCUCCUCUCGUCAGGAAGGUUUUAAAGGAUUCAGGCCGUAGAGGAGGCCUCACCAAGAUCGGCUCAGACCCCAUGAAGGUGGUGAACGAUGUCGUGGACGAAUCGACAAACGUGAUGAGUGCGAUUUUAAGCUUUGUUGCCAACCUGGUUGCUCCUGAAGACGACGAAGUAACUCUAUCUGCAGUGAGAAAAAAAGAUUCAGGAUGGUUGGAGGAGGAGGAGAAAGAUAAAGUGGAGGUGAAGAUUAAAAAAGCAAAAGGAGAAUUUCUACCCUCCCGAAGUAAAGUUAUAGGGAUGCAAGCAAAGGCGAUACCACCAGUGAUUGAAGUUGUGGAGGAGGGAGAAGAAGAGGUAGGAGAGGAGGAGGGAGAAGAAGUGGGAGAGGAGGAGGGAGAUGAAGUGGAGGCUGCUGGUGAGGAAGAGGAGGAUGAAGAACUAGAGGAGGAAGAGGAAGAGGAAGAGUAUGAAGAGGAGUAUGAAGAGGAUUAUGAAGAGGAGUACAAUGAGGCAUAUGAAAAAUAUUAUGAGGAGGAGGAGGAAGCUGAAGGAGAGGAGUUGGAAGGAGUGGAAGAGGAGGAAGAAGAAGAAGAAGGAGAGGAGGAGGGAGCAGAAGCCGUGGAUGAAGAGGAGAAAGAGGAGGAGGAUGAAGAGGAGGGGGCAGAAGCUGCGGAUGAGGAGGAGGAGGAGGAGGAAGAAGAGGGGGAGGGGUCAGAAGCUGUGGAUGAGGAGGAGGAGGAAGAAGAAGAGGAGGAGGGGGCAGAAGCUGUGGAUGAGGAGGAAGAGGAAGAAGAAGAGGAGGAGGGGGCAGAAGCUGUGGAUGAGGAGGAGAAGGAGGAAGAAGAAGAGGAGGAGGGGGCAGAAACUGAGGAAGAAGAAAAGGAGGAGGGGGCAGAAACUGUGGCAGCGGAAGAGGAGGAAGAAGAGGAGAAAGAAGAAGAGGGGGCAGAAACUGCAGAUAAGGAGGUGGAGGAAGAAGAGGAGGAAGAAGAGAAGGGGGCAGAAGCUGUGGCAGCGGAGGAGGAGAAGGGAGAGGAAGAAGGGCAAAGAGAGGAAGAGCAAGAGGGAGAGGGACUUGAAGCAGCUGCUGAUGAAGAGGAGGAUGAGGAGGUGAAGGUAGCUGCAGAGGUGGCACGAGAUGAGGAUGAAGAUGAAGAAGAGGAGAAGGAACCUGAAACAGCUGCAGCUGAGAUUGAUGAAGCUCAUGAGGAAGACGAAGUGAAAGAGGAAGCAGCAGCAGAAGAUGAUGAUGAUGAGGAGGAAGAAGAGGAGGCAGAUGCUGCUGAUGAAGAUGAUGUAGAAGAGUCUGAGCCUGCAACCGCUGAUGCCGAGGAUGAUGAUGAUGAUGAUGAGGAGGAAGAAGAAGAGAAGGCAGAUGCUGCUGAUGAAGAUGAUGUAGAAGAGACUGAACCUGCAGCCGCGGAUGCCGAGGAUGAUGAUGAUGAAGAGAAGGCAGACGCUGCUGACGAAGAUGAUGCAGUAGAGUCUGAGCCCGAGGAUGAAGAGGCUGAGGAUGAUGAAGUUUCUCCUGAACCUAUUUCCACUUCUGAGGAUGAAGAGUCGGCGGUGUCUCCUGAUUCUGAGUCUGACGCACCUGUUGACGUCCUAGACAGUGACGAUGGAGACGACGAAGACGACGAAGACGACGAAGAAGACGACGAAAAAGACGACAGUAGCGACGCUGUCACUGACUCCUCAGAAGUCAGUGAAUCUGCACUCCUUUCCAGCGAGGAGGAGGAGGAGGAGGAGGAGGAGAAGGACGAUGACGACGAUGAAGACGACAGAUUAGCGGAAGGCGCCGAGACGUCCGACAGCGACGGCGUGCUUCCAGAAGACAGCGACGACGACCUGGAGCUUGACCUUCCUCCUCUUCCUGCUGCCAGCGAGGACGACGAAGAGGAGGAAGAUCACAAACUUGCUGAGGAGGAAGAUCUUUCUGCUUUACCUUUCGUCGAGGAUGACGACGAUGAACACCUGGACGAAGACGUCAAAGUUGCCGAAGAGACUGAUGAGGAGGAUGAUGAUGAUGAUGAUGGUCUGGACCAAUCAGACGAGGACAUCUCCGUCGCCUCCUCUGAUCACUUUGCAGACGAUGAAGACGAUAAAGACGAUGAGGACGACGGUGACCUGAAAGACGAAGAACUCAAACUCGACCAAGACGUCCUCGCAGACCUCGACGAUGAUGAUGAUGAUGAUGAUGAUGAUGACAAACCCGAUGAUGUCACUGAAGAAGACAUCCAUGACGACGACGAUAAAGUGGAGGAGGAGGAAGUCGACGCUUCUCCCUUUGAGAGUACGGACAGCGGCGUCUUAGGCGAUGAAGAUGAUGACGACAGUGCUCUUGAAACUGAUGAAGAGACGGUCUUCAGCAGUGACAUCUCCUAUGCCUCAAACGACGAUGACGACGAUGAAGAUGAUGGCGUUAUUGACACCAGCUCGUUUGAGUUCAUCUUCGAUCAGGAAGAAGAAAAAGAAACAGUUGUUGACGCUGAAAAAGAUGAUGAUGAAGUCACAUCUGAGUCCUUACCUAGUGAGGAUGAAGAAGACGAUGAUGAUGAUGAUGAAGAUGAUGAAGAUAAAGAAGAGGAUGAUGAUGAUGUUGACGACAUCUUGCUAGCAGCUGCCACUGCAGCAGCGUUCUCCGUCCAGGAGGAGGCAGUAAAGGCUGAGGCAGACACCGACGAGGACGAGGACAUCAAACAGGCUGCUGAUGAAGAUAAGACUGAAGAGGCUGAAGAAGCAGAAACAAUUGUCACCAGUCAGCCUGCUGCUCUUGAAGAGGAAGAGGAUGAUGAGGGGGAAGAUGAAGCGCCGACAGCUGAACUGAAGAAAACUGUAGACGAGCCUGAAGAUAAAAAAGAGGAGGAGUACGACGAAGACGACGACGAGAAGGCGACGGUGGAUGUGAUCAAGCCUGUGCCUGAACCCGCGGAAGAAGCACCAAAGGCUGAACCCACAGCGUGUCCCUGUAUGCACUCUGCAAAGGCCACAGAGUCGGCCACCGAGACUGCAGAGAAAAAAGAUGCUCCAAGAAGAGUUUCAGCUAUAAGAAGGAAAAAAGAGCGUGAAGGUGAAAAGACUGAUGAAAAGCCAAUGAAGAAAGGUCUGCCCAGAAUUGUAAAACUGCAGCCACAAACCACGCGGAUCAGGAAACUUCCUGCUCCUUUCAGAGCAAGGAGAGUGGAGAAGACUUCCACCAAGACUCCCAAAAAAGAGCCAGAGACCAAAAAAGAAGAAGAGGUCUCAGAAUCUGAACAAGAAGUGGGUCCUUGCAGACCUGCACCAGUCUACUGCCCGUCCCCGCCUGGCUGGUACGUUCAUCAUGUCGUCACGGACAACCCGUACCCUCCUCCGACCAUGUCAGCUCCCUCUGCUCCUGUUCUGACCGCUCACCCCGUCAACCCCGGAGCUCCACCGCCUCUUUAUCAGCAGCAGCCACCGCAGCCGAUGCACCCGUUCUACGCACAGUAUCACCCAUAUCACCCAUAUCACCCAUAUCCACCAAUGCAGCCGGUGAUGCAGCCUCAACCGGAUCCAGUCCAGCCAGUUGACCCAACCCAGCCAGCUGAACCAGUCCAGCCAGCUGACCCAGUACAGCCAGCUGAACCAGUCCAGCCAGAAGCCACAGAACCAGAGGCUCCGGUUCAGCCUGAGAUCCCGAUUCCAGCUGCUGAAGCUCAGCCAGCUGUAGCUCCAGUCCAGGAACCAGAGACUGUUGAGGAGGAAGUGUUGGCUGCCUCCACUGAGAAAGCUGCAAAGAAGAAAAGCAAGGCUGCCGAUACAGAAAAAGAGCCGGCAGCAGCCAGAGAGAAAACAAAGAAAGAUGCUGCUGCUUCGAAAGAGAAAGCCAAAGCUGGCGCUGCAAAGAAAGAGCCAACCGUGAGAAAAGAGAAAACCAAAAGUCCUGCAGUGGAGAAGAAAGAGCCAGCUGUAAAAGAGAAAACCAAACCUGCUGCAGCUGCUAAGAAAGAGCCAGCUGUAACAGAGAAAACCAAACCUGCAGCAGCUGCUAAGAAAGAGCCUGCAGCUACAGUCCGACAGAAGAGGAAAUCAGCCUCUGACAAGACAGAAGUGUCACCCGUUAGGAGCAAAGCCAAGGCUUCUACAGCCAAGAAAGAUUCGGAUCCAGAAGCCCGUCCACAGCCGAUCAGACUGAGAACGAGACUAGAAGCUGUGAAGAGGGAGAACGUGACCUCUCACGCAAAGGAGGAGAAGCCUGCCAGGUCUUCCUCUGAACCAGCCAAAACACGGUCAAAAUCGUUGCCCGACAAGAAAAGCAAAGACGAGAAGGCUGAAACGAAAUCUGUCAAAGAGGCUCAAGAUAAAGAGAAACAACCAUCACAAGCUAAAGAGACCCAGACUGAUGACAAUACGACAGAAAAGAAGAAAACAGGCCAGAGAUACUUCCAGUGCAUUUACAUCCCUGGUAAAAAUGCACAGUACCCCUUGCGACCAGCCAUGUCCCCCGCCAUGAUGUCUCCCGCUAUCAAAUCCAUGUUGGAGCUGCAGCAGAGAGCAGCGAGGGCGUCGGGCCAAUAGGACAACCUGAUCCCUCACCUCUUUCUUCUGACAGCACUGCAUCUCCCAGUCCAGCAAGGGGAGACGCUCUGAAUCUGUGGGAUCCUUAAAUCCUGAGGAAAUACCACAGACAGACAGAUAAGAGUGGACAGAACUAUUUUGUCUUUAAUUUAUUCAUGUAUUUAUUUUUGUCUCGAUGUGGUCGAGCUCCUGGGGUUCCUGUUGAUAUUUCAUACUUUUUUCGCUUAGCUGAUGCUUCACCAGUCGACGCUGCCGUGCCUCGCUUGUGCCUUAGCUUUAACGUAAUGAUACCCAAUAUCCAAACACGGAAGCUUUUAUGUGAAUAUUCUUAACUCAGUAUGUGUAAAUAAUGCUUAUUUUUGUAAUUUAGGCUGAAAUAAAUGUGCACACCUUUGGCAUGUUGUUUUUGCAGUUUACUCUAGCAGUCCAUUUUAAUUUAAACUUUUUAUGGUACCCCACAUUUAAACUUUAAGGCACUUGUGCUGACAAAACAGUUAUGCACAGUGAGAAACACUGUUUUUUUUUAGUUUCAAAAGGUACUUAAUACUAAAUAAAAAACUGAUAAUGCACAAACAAACCAAAUAAUAAGUAGAAACUGGUACAGUAUUUUGCGUCAACUAUUAAAUAGGAAUAUAUAUCAGAAUAUCAUUAAGAAAUGAGUAAAACUAAAUAGCUUUUUUUUUAUUGAAUUUGAAUGGGAUUAAAUAUUACUUGAGUCAAGCUUUGUUUCAAUACGAGAGCUAUAAUCAACAGUUUGUGUCCCCUUUUAUUUUUAAUAGUAAUUUUAAAUCACCUGUAUCCUGCCUACCGUAACAAGAACGGGUGUGUUUCGCUGCUUUGCUGCAUCUGCAACAGAUUAGUGUGCUAAUGUUUGAAAGGUUAAAUCCCGGGAGCUCCCAUGUUUGAUCCAAGCAGACUCCCUGUCUCUGAUCCGGAGUCUCGUCGACAUGUUAAAUGUCGAUGAGUGAUGAACAAUGAUGAGGCAUUUUCUUCUUAGAUGACCUGAUAUCAGGCAGGAGUUAAGAGGAAGGUGAGCUCAUCUCAGCCCGUGUAACUUUUGGACAUGUUACAAUGUGUAUAACUGCAUUUUAAUGAAAGACACAACGCUUUAAGUUUAAAGAGAUACUUUGACAUCUUAAAUGCAAUUGUUGGAUGUUUUUCAUUCCCCACACACUGACGUGCUCAUACGUUGGAGUAGUCUUGGUCGUGAAAAUAAGGGCAUAAAGUAAAAAUUUACAGUAUUUGGACCCCUCAUCAAAUACUAACAAUAGUUUAAUACUUGAACCCUGUUAUUUCUCUUUUGUAAAUAAUUGGCCUCUCUGUUUCCCAUGUAAAUCUCCCAAACCUCGAAAGUAAUCUUUGUUCUUAUAAAUGAGGUGAUCACAUAGGAUCCCAAACGGUUUAAAGUUGAGCUGUCGCAGUUCGACACAGAACAUACCAGUUAUUUUAGCUUUGUUUAGAGACGGGGAGUCUGCACAGGACAACUCUGAUGUGACCAACUAAUGAGACGAUGUGAUGUCUGCUACAGUGGAUACAUGCCAUGUUAAUCAUCAGCUGAUUUAACAAAAAGCCUGAUGCACAUUGUCAUAUUUUCAGUUACCUCACUCGCUCUGGUUUUGUACCUUAUACCGACAAGGCUGACUUGUUGUCGCUGCAAAACUGUCGCUGAGCAUUAUCGGCAAUUUGCUGUUGUCUUACUGAAUGAAAACCUUGACUACAGAGAACCAAAAACAUUUUAAUCCUGGGAUAAGACCCACUUUAGCCUGCUGUAGUGUUGGCCCAAGGCUACCAGUUUAUUCAAAUUUACAGUUCCUAAGCUGUCAUUUGAAUUCCUCAAUGUUGUGCAGUGUAAGGCACUCACAGUGGUUACCUGCAGUUGAACACCUUGUGGACUGACUCAGAGCAGUUCUUGAACUGUACACUGAUGUUAGAGGUGUGGCAAUAAUGUUUAUCCCACGACUUACUAAUCCUCAUUGUAUUGCAUGUGUAUCCUCAACUUUUUCUGGGUUAUCCCCCAAAAAGUCUUAAGGUGUGUUCAGACUGAACCCAAAGCUAAUUUCAGAGGCCAUGCAAAUGCAUCCAAAGUCAAAGGAAAGAUGUGAGUUGAUACAAGCAGUUGCAGAUUAAAAACUAGGUCGUGCAAACAUCUAAAAAUGCUUCCAUUCAAGCAAAAUAAAUUGCAUCCAUCCUGCAGCUGUAUGACUCCACUGCAGACACAAGACGAAAACAAUGUAAACUGGGAACUAACCUUAACAGAGAACUGGAGUUCCUGUUAUGGUUAUGUUGCUACCAAGCUAGCAGCAACAGCUAGCCUCUGUGGAGUUUGUCAAACGGAUAUUUGUGGCAACUAAUUGCACAGUAAAGCGAGAAGAUAUCGCUUUGAGUUCACUCCGAAAGCACCUUUAAAAUCACUGGUGUGAAUCCGAGCCAGAGCCAAAGCAGUCUCAGCUAGCUGUUUGCUGUUAGCAUACUGAUUUUUGAGCGUGAAUAUGUUUAACCUGAGGCUCGGAGUAAACUCGGGGUUAAUGAGUCCAAGUGUGAAAUGAGGUCAAGCUAUCCCUGGGCCGCUCUCUGUCGCCCUGCAGGGUUUAGGUCAACAGGCCGGAAAAAAAUGGAAGUGGGAAGAGGCCUCAUGUUUCAGGGGCCAAAAUGAGAUCCGAUAACCAUUUCCAGAAGCAACCUGCCGAGUGGAUGUGGUUGUUGGAGCGGCAUUUUAAAUUCACCUGGCGUUCGGGUGUUUUUCAGGACUUAAAAAAAAAAAAGAAUCCUAUUCCAGUGGGGCGAUGCAGCAGUAGGUGUCUGCUCUGCUGUCUGGAGGCCCUGAGACGCAGGCAUGUGCACACACAGACAUCAAAGGGGAGGCUUUUUUUUUUUUUUAUUAUUAAUAUAUAUAUUCCUGUUUGCACACAGCUUUCCUAUCAAACAAAUGUAUUUAUUGAAUUAAAAAAAUCUUAAUAUCCGGUCGGGAGUUUAGACUUUGUUGAAAUAAAUUGGAAAGGAAGUCAGAGUUGUGUACAUUUAACGUUUUGUUUAAAAAAAAAAAAAAGAAGGAAAAAGUUUUUUUAAAUAAAUAAUUAUAAGAAGUGCCCUUUUUCACUUGAGCCCCUGCCCCCCAAAAUGUCUGUGCACGUCCCUGCUGAGACGUCAGCUGUAGACGAUAUGAACAGACACUAAUUACACCAAACAGCUGCAACUGUGUGCUGCGAAUAUGUUUUUAGAUCUAAUCUAAUCUGACGAGACGGUAUACAAUACAUUUUGUAGGACUCAUAAUAUCCAUGUUUGAUUACAUGUUCUUAAUAUAGGCACAUAUGUCUGUGUGAGGCAGUGAAACAAGUCAUUUAUUCCCCUGCCUGGCAGUUUCUAAAGGAAACAGUGUCUACACUUGAAGCAACAAAAAAAUGUACUUAUCAGUAUGUUUCUCUGCAGUUUUUCAGUAGUUUAAGUUCCGCUUACCGGUUAAACAGAGACCAUGUUAUAUUUGUCGAUCUGUACCUUCUCUGUGUUUAUAAUAAGACAUAUUUUAUUACAAUUACAACCCAGUCUAAUGCUCUUUAAGUCAACACAGACUGCUUUCCAUUCAACCAACCUGACUAUCCGGCCGUUAAAGGAUUCCUGUUUUUUUUUUUUUACCACUAGUGGUGCUGUAGAGGAAUGUUUCCAGGAGCAGGACAUACAACACAAAUACACUUUAAAUCCUUUUUCUAGCUGUAAAGUUAACUUUUUCGGACAUGCAAAACAGAACUCUUCAGGAGCUAGCUAGGCUUACCUGUCACAUCACUGAAAAAAAAAAAAAAUUGAAAUGCUGCAAUGUCUC
Messenger RNA from Perca fluviatilis (European perch), 9193 nucleotides. RefSeq names its product trichohyalin-like. Gene Ontology annotation, cellular component: sarcoplasmic reticulum; membrane. Gene Ontology annotation, molecular function: signaling receptor binding. The record is from RefSeq and is a predicted model, not a curated record. NCBI's taxonomy places the organism in Eukaryota, Metazoa, Chordata, Actinopteri, Perciformes, Percidae. The coding region runs from base 607 to 5379 and encodes 1590 amino acids. The transcript is spliced from 35 exons.